Pantherophis guttatus is the source of this 965-nucleotide messenger RNA. RefSeq names its product OCIA domain containing 1 (gene OCIAD1). Gene Ontology annotation, cellular component: endosome. Lineage: Eukaryota; Metazoa; Chordata; Lepidosauria; Squamata; Colubridae. The record is from RefSeq and is a predicted model, not a curated record.
GCGGAACUUCCGGUUCCUGGGCUUUCUGCCCUCUGGCUUCAGAGUCCCCUGAGUGGGACUGGUUGAGGGAGGGCGUGUUUUUUUUUCCUCCCUCGUCCCGGUGUUUCUGCCCCCCCAUAGCCCGACCUAUGGAGCCGCCUGAACAGUCGCGAGGUCACGGAUCCUACGGUGCCAUGGACGGGAUGGUUGGCAAGCACAAGAUAGAUCAUUCAUAUCAACUGACACCAGAAGAAUUCAGAGUAAGCCGAGAAUGUAUUAAAGAGAGCUUCUUAUACAGAUGUUUGCCCUUCUCAACUUUUGCCAUGGUGGUCACCCAUAUAUUAGUUCGUAAAGGAACCCUUACAUCUCAUCCGAAGUUCGGCGCUAUACCAAAAAUGGCAUUUGCAGGAAUCUGUGGAUGGUUUGCUGGCAAGAUAUCGUACAUAAAUGUAUGCAAAGAGAAGUUUAUGAACCUAAAGGAUUCACCCCUGGGAGAAAUGUUGAAGAAUGAAUCGCGAUCUGUAAGCCAGCGCUCUGAAUUUUCAAGAGAGUCCUCCUUUCCUGAAAGGGCUUCAGCCACGGAGACAGCACCAAGACCGAGAUCCUACGGAGCAGUCCCGUUUAGCUCUUCCAUGAAUGAAUCCACUCCGACUGGAAUUACAGAUGGCACCCCUCAAGAACCUGCGUCUGUGGAACAAGCUCCUAAAAGGACAAGAGUCACGUAUGAAGAACUCAGAAACAGAAACCGAGAAGGACAUGAGGCUGGAACAAUGCCGAGAUCCGAAAUCCGAACAAGCCCAUUCCCAAUAAAGGAGAAAGCUAAGUUAAAUAAGUAUGGAGAUGUUUGGGAAGAGUGAAAACUUCCUCAAGACCUGUCUUUGCUUCAUUAUUUCAGCUUAAUCAGUGUUGGUCAAACAGCUGGAUGUUCUACUGCAAAAUGGAAAUGUAAUACAAUUGCAAUAAAGGUAAUUUGUUCUCCGUUUUCA